Trichoplusia ni (cabbage looper) is the source of this 2631-nucleotide messenger RNA. RefSeq lists its product as uncharacterized. Gene Ontology annotation, biological process: potassium ion transmembrane transport; stabilization of membrane potential. The transcript has 15 exons. Lineage: Eukaryota; Metazoa; Arthropoda; Insecta; Lepidoptera; Noctuidae. Gene Ontology annotation, cellular component: membrane. Bases 534 to 2561 code for a protein of 675 amino acids. Gene Ontology annotation, molecular function: potassium ion leak channel activity. The record is from RefSeq and is a predicted model, not a curated record.
CGUCAUCGAUGGUUCGGGCGGAGCAGCUCGCACGUGGGCCGAGCAUAACGAGCCGGCUUGUGAAUGGUUUUAUGCAUUAUGACCCAAAUAACAUCGGGUUUGAUCGUAAAGUGUGGCGUGCUCCCGCGGCCCGAUAUAUCCCGCAGCACUCGAGCAGCGCGCGCUCGGCGGCCGCCCGCGCCGCACCGCGCGGUACACAACACACACGUCAACAACAGCCGACCACAUCAUAACGGCUCGAGAGAUUUAUUGCACAAAUAAUAAAUUUAGCGCGAUAUUGGUAUCCGCGGCGUUUGAUCUGUUGUCUGCAUUAGUGGAGUGUUGUGAGCCGAGUAAACACUUAGAUUUAUGUGGUACUGCCGCUGAGCGAGUGGAAGUGCCGGCGCAGUGGACUGAAAAGGCUGGUCGUGACUUGUAGUGUUAACCUUACAAAGUGUAUGAGGGGUGGUCCUCAUGCGGCAGUGCUGUGGAGUGGUCAGGUGUGGGACACUCGUCCAGGAGUGUUGUUGACAGUGUAGUGAAGUGCGUGCAGCAUGUCGCGGAGGGAGGCGCGGGUAGAGCGCGGGGACUACCCCCUGCCGCCGCCCAGCAAGUGCGCUAAGGUGCUGUACUACACGUGGAAGCUGUGCUCGGUGGUGUUCUCGCACUUCGUGAUGAUCAGCCUCGUGGUGGCGUACUGCAUCCUCGGCGCCGUCACCUUCGAGAAGCUGGAGGCGCAGCACGAGAGAGAGGUGAAGGAGAAUAUAUCUCAGAUCCGCAGCAACACGACGCAAAGCAUCUGGACGAUGACGCGCACCGUGCCGCUCUUCAACCAGACUAACUGGACCUCCGAGGUCGUGGACAUGCUCAAGGACUUUGAGAACGCGAUACUCCUGGAGAUGAAGGUGCGUGGCUGGGACGGCAAUGAGAGCACCGACCACAUCCAGUGGACCUUCACCGGAGCGCUGUUUUACUCCAUCAUCGUCAUCACCACCAUCGGGUAUGGGCACAUAGCGCCGAAGACUCAAACUGGGAAGGUGGUGACAAUAUUCUACGCAAUCCUGGGCAUCCCGCUCAUGCUGCUGUGUCUCUCCAACAUCGGUGACGUCAUGGCGUCUUCCUUCAGAUUCCUAUACUGGCGUGUUUGCUGCUAUGUGUGCACGCGCCCACCAAAACGACGUCACCGGCAUCAUCCGUCGACGAGACGUUCAGUGCGCGGCGGCAGCGUGCGCGGCUCUACACGACGGCGAGGCCGGCCCGUCGAGCGAGCGCACUCCGACACCGACUGCAGGUACCGUGACAGCGGGUACAGUAGCGGGCGCGUGCGGCGCUCCCGGCAGGCUCUGCCACCGCCCGCACCCGCGCACACCACGUCACUGCCGCGCACACGCUCACACACGCAGCCUCCCGUGUACGCUCGGCCACAUGGUAUCAGAGACUACGAUCCUGAAGAUCGCUCACCUGUGCGUUAUGAGAAGUACAGUCGAGAAGGUCGAGACAACUAUGACGAUGAGGCAGAAGAAGAAUUCCCCAAAAUUUCCUUACCGCUGGAAGACUUAGAAGCGGCUUUAAAAGAUUUGGAGACGCAUCACGUUAAGAAAGCAUCCAAGUCCGAGCUACGCAGUAAGUCGUUGCCACGCCCGGCUAAAGCGAAGCCGGAGUACGGGCCGCGGCGGGACUUCGAUGACCAAAGGCAUUUCGAGGAUGACCCGAAAGACAUGUUCGAGAUGCACGACCUGCACGACGUGGACUACGAGAACUUCAAGGAAAGGCAGGCGCUGGAGCGCGAGCGGCGCCGCGAGCGGGACGAGCCGGCGGCCCGGGACCGCGGGUAUGACCCCGAGGAUGAGGACUACGAGUUCGACUACCAGAGGGGACGCCGGCCGAGGCGAGACUGGAGGUCAGAGCGAGGCAGGUCGGAGUACUUCGAGCGCGACGAGGUGUGCGAGCGUGCGGGCCGGCGCCAGCGCCGCGCGCGCUCCGCCAUGUACGAGCACGAGCCGCGCUGGGAGGAGGAGCGCGCGCCCGAGCCGCGCCGCCCGCUGCGCCGCCUUUACACUGUGGACGACACCAGGCAUCGCACACGAACGCCUUCCUUGGAAAGGGAUGACUGGAGCGAUGAAAUAGCCGUGAUGCCGCGACGGAGACCACCUGCAGCAUGGGGUUCUCGCCAAUCAGACAUAUACCAUGUUCAGCCUGACGUGGUGAAAGAAGAGAUCAAGCCGGUUCCCAUCUGGCUGUGCGUGUUCCUAGUGGCGUCGUACAUCGUGGCAGGCACGUUCCUCUUCAAGAGCUGGGAGGGCUGGGCCUACCUGGACGCCGCCUACUUCUGCUUCAUCACUCUCACCACCAUUGGCUUCGGGGACUUUGUACCUGCGCAGGGUCAGAGCGUGGACGACGCGGCGGCGGCGGUGCACUCAAUCGCGCUGUGCUCGCUGUACCUGCUGUUCGGCAUCGCGCUGCUCGCCAUGUCCUUCAACCUGGUGCAGGAGGAGGUGCGCGCCAACGUGGCCGCGCUCGCCACCAAGCUCGGCAUCAUCAAGCCGCGCGACACGCACCAGGACUCCGAUACUGACUACUGACGUCACAUGUUGGAUAACGAGGAGAUGAACGUUACGGGUUAACUCACACUUAACAUCAUGAAACCUUCAA